CGGUCCGGGAGGCGGACCCAGCUGCUGCCAGGGUUGGGUGCGCCGCUGAACGGAUGGCAGAGGGAGCGGAGCGGAUUCCUGAGGAACGCUAGCCAGCUAUUUGAGUGUCAUCUGUUGCCACCCAUUGAUGUCAAGAUGACCAAGCUGGGAUUUUUGCGGUUGUCCUAUGAAAAGCAGGACACACUUCUGAAGCUUCUCAUUCUGUCGAUGGCUGCUGUGUUAUCAUUCUCCACUCGUCUGUUUGCUGUCUUGAGAUUUGAAAGUGUCAUCCAUGAGUUUGAUCCGUACUUUAAUUAUCGGACUACCCGGUUCCUGGCUGAGGAAGGAUUUUAUAAAUUCCAUAACUGGUUUGAUGACCGGGCCUGGUACCCUUUGGGACGAAUCAUUGGAGGAACCAUUUACCCAGGCUUAAUGAUCACCUCUGCUGCAAUCUACCAUGUACUCCAUUUUUUCCACAUCACCAUCGACAUUCGGAAUGUCUGUGUGUUCCUGGCCCCUCUCUUCUCUUCCUUCACCACCAUCGUCACGUACCACCUUACCAAAGAGCUCAAGGACGCAGGGGCUGGACUUCUUGCUGCUGCCAUGAUUGCUGUAGUUCCUGGAUAUAUCUCUCGAUCUGUGGCUGGUUCCUAUGAUAAUGAAGGCAUUGCCAUCUUUUGCAUGCUGCUCACCUACUACAUGUGGAUCAAAGCAGUAAAGACUGGUUCCAUCUAUUGGGCAGCCAAAUGUGCCCUUGCUUAUUUCUACAUGGUCUCUUCAUGGGGAGGUUAUGUGUUCUUGAUCAACUUGAUCCCUCUCCAUGUGCUGGUGCUGAUGCUCACAGGACGUUUCUCCCACCGGAUCUAUGUGGCCUACUGUACUGUUUACUGUCUAGGCACCAUUCUUUCCAUGCAGAUCUCCUUUGUGGGUUUCCAGCCCGUCCUUUCAUCAGAGCACAUGGCAGCCUUUGGGGUCUUUGGUCUCUGCCAGAUCCAUGCCUUUGUGGAUUAUCUGCGCAGCAAGUUGAAUCCACAGCAAUUUGAAGUUCUUUUCCGAAGUGUCAUCUCCCUGGUAGGCUUUGUCCUUCUCACCGUGGGAGCUCUUCUCAUGCUGACAGGAAAAAUAUCUCCCUGGACGGGGCGUUUCUACUCACUGCUGGAUCCUUCUUAUGCUAAGAACAACAUCCCCAUCAUUGCUUCUGUGUCUGAGCAUCAGCCUACAACCUGGUCCUCAUACUAUUUUGACCUGCAGCUUCUCGUCUUCAUGUUUCCAGUUGGUCUCUAUUACUGCUUUAGCAACCUGUCUGAUGCCAGGAUUUUCAUCAUCAUGUAUGGUGUGACCAGCAUGUACUUCUCAGCUGUAAUGGUGCGUCUAAUGCUAGUGUUGGCACCUGUUAUGUGCAUUCUUUCUGGCAUUGGAGUUUCCCAGGUGCUGUCCACUUACAUGAAGAAUCUGGACAUAAGUCGUCCAGACAAGAAGAGCAAGAAGCAGCAGGAUUCUACCUACCCCAUUAAGAAUGAAGUGGCAAGUGGGAUGAUAUUGGUCAUGGCUUUCUUUCUCAUCACCUACACCUUUCAUUCAACCUGGGUGACCAGUGAGGCCUACUCUUCUCCCUCCAUUGUGCUCUCUGCCCGUGGUGGGGAUGGCAGUAGGAUCAUUUUUGAUGACUUUCGAGAAGCAUACUAUUGGCUUCGUCACAAUACGCCAGAGGAUGCGAAAGUCAUGUCAUGGUGGGAUUAUGGCUACCAGAUUACAGCUAUGGCGAAUCGGACGAUUUUAGUGGAUAACAACACUUGGAAUAAUACCCAUAUUUCUCGAGUAGGGCAGGCAAUGGCAUCCACAGAAGAAAAAGCCUAUGAGAUCAUGAGAGAGCUUGAUGUUAGCUAUGUGCUGGUCAUUUUUGGAGGCCUUACUGGGUAUUCCUCUGAUGACAUCAACAAGUUUCUGUGGAUGGUCCGGAUUGGAGGGAGCACAGACACAGGCAAACAUAUUAAGGAGCAUGAUUAUUAUACUCCAACUGGGGAAUUCCGUGUGGACCGUGAGGGUUCUCCAGUGCUGCUCAACUGCCUUAUGUACAAGAUGUGUUACUACCGCUUUGGACAGGUCUACACAGAAGCCAAGCGUCCACCAGGCUUUGACCGUGUCCGGAAUGCUGAGAUUGGGAAUAAAGACUUUGAGCUUGACGUCCUGGAGGAAGCAUAUACCACAGAACAUUGGCUAGUCAGGAUAUACAAGGUAAAGGACCUGGAUAAUCGAGGCUUGUCAAGGACAUAAAUGUUACAUCCAGCUCCGAUAUGCUUCGCACUGAGCGCGUCACAUUUAGGACGCUGAAGAUGUUUUUAAAUAUGCAGUUUAUAAGAACAGAGCACGAUGGGAUUAGAAUUGUCUGGAAUUUUUGCCCUGGGUAGUAUGGGCUGGGUCAAAUGCAAUGAUUUUUAUAAUUUUGAGCAGGUUACCAAAUGAAAUGUCAUGGCUUUACUUUGGUCAAUUAAAGGGGGGGAUUUUUUUAAAAAUGUGCCUUAUUCGUUUUGACUUAUGACUGAUUUGAGGAAGGCAAAAGUUUUUGCUGGGCUGAUAGGACAGAAAGCAGACCUCAUCCAUGUUCUUUGCUCCCUAAAUGAGCCACGUAGGGACAUUCUGUCUUUCUCAAAUCAGGAAAACUAUCAAGGACUAGCUCAGAUCCUACAUAUACAAAUAAUUUUGUCAAUUCAAAAAUUGCAGCACAUAGCACGAUGCCUUGCACAUAGUGGGUGCUCAAUAAACUUUUUUCAAAUGAAUAAAUAUUUGUGGGACCAGAGGAGUGGAUUUCUGGGCAGGAAAGGCAGCUUUGUUGCCAUCAUGUCUCUGUUCUGAACAUCUCUUGUCCUUAGAGGCUCUUUUUGCAAGGGACAGAAGGUGGCUAGCCAUACCUGAUCUCAGCAAUUUUUUGGGACUAGAUAGGUUUUUUUUUUUGAGCAGGAAUAAAUCAAGUAAGACCAAAGUCAGCAGUUUUGAAGACUCAGGGCAAACAGUAGAAUUAUUGUUAUCAAGGUAGAGGGAAAAACCCCUCCAACAUUAUGUAUAGAACUUGGUCAGUAGGUGUUUUUGAAAUCAGCUGAAAUAUAAUCAUACAUAUCUAUUUGAAAUCCAGCUUUUCAGUACUCUCACUUAUCCAUGAUACAGUAAAUGUCUCUGCUCAUUUGAUUUAGCUUUUGCACUAAAACUCUUGUGAUUAUGUAAGGGGGGCUUCUUUUUCCCUUA
This is a messenger RNA of Ceratotherium simum simum (southern white rhinoceros), 3219 nucleotides long. It is a transcript of the gene STT3A, whose product is annotated as STT3 oligosaccharyltransferase complex catalytic subunit A. Gene Ontology annotation, biological process: post-translational protein modification. Gene Ontology annotation, molecular function: dolichyl-diphosphooligosaccharide-protein glycotransferase activity. Gene Ontology annotation, cellular component: membrane. NCBI's taxonomy places the organism in Eukaryota, Metazoa, Chordata, Mammalia, Perissodactyla, Rhinocerotidae. The record is from RefSeq and is a predicted model, not a curated record.